This is a messenger RNA of Fraxinus pennsylvanica, 1128 nucleotides long. NCBI's taxonomy places the organism in Eukaryota, Viridiplantae, Streptophyta, Magnoliopsida, Lamiales, Oleaceae. The record is from the annotation of a GenBank genome assembly.
AUGGCAGAUGAUUGCCUUUUUCACGGGCCGCAAGCUCCAAAACACGGUCGGCUUCCCGAUUCAUCGGGUCUUCGUCUUUCCCUUCCUCCGCUGCACGCAAUUUCUUCCGAAAUGGUGUUUCCCUCUGCCUACUCCACCUCCUCUUCGUUGUCACUGGAGAGAUUUGAGAGUGGAAACUUUGAUCAGCUUGAUAACUUCAUUUUUGAUCUCUUAACACUUUUCCUUCGCCGCGCUCAACUAACGGGUUGCAACAUGAUCGGGUCUUUUAUCACCUGGGGACUUGUGAUGGUUUUUGGUUAUGCUUAUCCUGCAUACGAAUGCUAUAAAACUGUUGAAAUGAAUAAGCCUGACAUCGAGCAACUUCGGUUUUGGUGCCAGUAUUGGAUCUUAGUUGCUAUAUUGACUGUUUGUGAGAGGAUUGGUGACUUGUUUAUUUCAUGGGUUCCAAUGUACGGUGAAGCUAAAUUGGCCUUUUUUCUAUACUUGUGGCUUCCAAAAACCAAGGGAACAAUAUAUGUUUACGACUCCUUCUUUAGACCCUAUGUUGCAAAACACGAGACGGAUAUUGAUCGUAAUUUGUUAGAACUGAGAACAAGAGCUGGAGAUAUGGCAGUUUUGUACUGGCGAAAGAUUGCAAGCUAUGGCCAGACUAGAAUAUUUGAUAUUUUGCAAUAUAUUGCUUCACAAUCAACGCCUCCUCGUCGUGCUCAGCAGCAACAGCAAGGACCUGGAGUCCGCCGAUCUUCUGCCCCAACAAAUCAGAGAUCAACUGCAAAAACUCAGCCCCAAAGUGAACAGCCCCCCUCUCCCACAUCUAGUACAUCUUCAAGUCAGCACCAAGAAAAUGUGGCAGAAGAGGAUGGGCCUUCAGAAUCUUUGAAAGCAGCUCUGCCUACCUCAGUCUUGAAUGCACAGAAAAUAACACCAGCACAAGCACAAGCCUAUGUCCACGUUGAGAGCACCCAAACUUUGAGCGCUACUGAGGAGCAAGUGAUGCCUACUGAUUCAGUACCUCCCUCAGCAAAUGAAACUGCUCAACCUCCUCCACAAGACGUGGUCAUGGAAGAAGCUGUACGAGUGACACGGGCAAGGUCAAGGAGAGCAGCACGUGGUGGAUCAAAUUGUUGA